UUAUGGCGGGCCAAACAGUCAUUGCUGGAAUUGUGUGCCUUUUCGUCUUAACUCUCGCCUCCGAAAAACGUAUUUUGCUGAAUGACCCCGCGUAUGUGUCCCAGCAACUCACCCAUCUCCAGUCGGAGCUACAGGAGCUACGAGUCAAGGCUGGAAACCAAGAACAGACCGUGUCCACUUUCCAACAGACCGUAUCUACCCUCCAACAGACCGUAUCUACCCUCCAACAGACCGUCACUAAUCAGCAACAAAACAUAAGCGAUCAACAGCAGGCAAUGUCCAGUCAACAGCAGGCAAUGUCCAGUCAACAGCAGGCAAUGUCCAGUCAACAGCAGACGAUUUCCACCCUACAACAGACCGUCACCAAUCAACAAUCCGUUAUCAUGAAAAUGGCACAGGAAAGGUGUAAAGGCGUGGUGUACACCAGAUGGGGAAGGAAGGACUGUCCUGCAGGCAAUGACACACAGCUCGUUUACUCUGGGUUUGCAGGCGGUUCUUUCUAUACAUCCCCCGGCGGUGCAGCCAACACCCUGUGCAUGCCUCGAGAACCAGUGUGGGGGUCCAGUAAAGACAAAGCUGCACGUGACCCAGCAUUUGUCUAUGGCGCGGAAUAUGAAGAUCCAGGCAUGUUUGGUAUGCCAAACUUGAACGAAGACGUGUCAUGCGCAGUGUGCAGGAACACGGUCCAUUCUGUCAUCACCAUGGUUCCCGGCCGAGCCACGUGCUACCCGGGAUGGACAGAGGCUUUCCAUGGUCUCCUGACCGCGGGAAAUCCAAGGUUAGGAGCAGCCUCCGAGUACCUGUGUGUAGACGAGCACCCACAGGCGGUAUUAGGGGGUGGGAACACGAAUGAUGACGGUAGAGUGUUCUUUGCCGUAUUGUCCAAAUGUGGAUCCUUGCCUUGUCCCCCGUAUGAGGACGGAAAAACGUUGCCAUGUUCUGUUUGUAUGAUGUGAAUAAAGCAAUG
Molecule: messenger RNA, 967 nt
Organism: Mizuhopecten yessoensis (Yesso scallop)
Lineage: Eukaryota; Metazoa; Mollusca; Bivalvia; Pectinida; Pectinidae
Exons: 3
Coding region: 3-956 (317 amino acids)
Source: RefSeq, a predicted model, not a curated record